AUGAGAUUUAAUUAGCCAACAAGAAUACUAUUUAAUUUAUAAUAAUAGUAAGCUAUAUUGAUUAAAGAUGGAAAAUGGAUUAUAGAGUAUGAUUAUGGAUUAUUAUGUGAAAUGGGAAGAAUAGAAAUAAAAUUUAAAGAAUCAAAACCAGGAAUAAAUGUAACAUAUUGCGAUAAAUUUGAGGUAUAUUAUUUAUAUUAUUUAUUUGGAUAGAUUUACUUUAUUCUCUAUGAAGGUUUGCAAUUAUAUAUUUUAAAAAGGAAAAUGAUUUUAUUGAAUUCAAUAAAAUUUGAUUCAAAAUAUACUGUAGGACUUCAUUAUUUUAGUGGUCAUUUAUUGUUAUUAGGAUUAGAAGGUAAAUAGUUAUUUGAAUUUAGAGAUUGAUUUAUUAAAGUUUGAAUUUAUUAUCAAAAAAAAAGAUCCUAAAAUAGAAGGAGAAGUAAAGAAUUCUAAAUCAUUUAAAUAAAAUUCAAAAUAUACUAAAUUAGAUCAUAAAAAUAGAAAGAUUGAAUAGGAUAAAUUACCUGAUAUUAAAUAGUAAUAACAUGAGAUUGAUUAUAAAAAAGAAUAAAAGAAAAACAAACCUUCUAAUUAAACAAAUAAUAAAAUAUAAGAAGAAGAUAAAUGCAAAUAUUUAGCUAAGGAUAAUUUUGAUAUAGCUUAUGUAAGUAAAAAGUCUAUUUACACAAGCAAAAAAAAAAAUAGUAAAGAAAAAUUAGGGAAAGAAGAGAAUUACAAAGUAAAUAAUAGUAGAGAAGAAAAUUGUAAGGAAGAAAAUAUUAAAGAAAAGAAUAGCAAAGAAAAAAAUAGUGAGGAAUGGAUUUUAAGUUUUUAUAUAAAUGAAGAUUUUUUAUUUUUUUGGAGUGAUAAAGAUUUAACUAUAAUGAAGUAGGUAAUGAUUGCUCAAAUUUAAAAAGAAUGGGAUAAUGAUAAUAUUUAGGGAUUUUCCAAUUGGUUUAAUAGAGUUAAAUUGUAAAUUGAUGAUUAAUCAGAAGGAACAUAUAAUACUAUUUAAACAGUAACUUUUUAAUUAGUGUAAAAAUAUCAUGAUCUUACAAAACAUGAAAAUUUAAUAACUUAAGUUUUACAUUUUAUAGAAUUUAGAUAUUUUGUAACAGGAUUUGAAACAGGAUAAUUAAAAUUAUGGAAAAUUAAUACAGCAGUAAAACAAAGUGAAUUAUUAGUACAUUCUUAUGAAGGACAUUCAAAACUAAUUGAAUCUUUAGUUAGAAGUAAAAAUGAAAAGAUGUUUUGGAGUUAAGGUCAAGACUUUUCUAUAAAAUUAUGGGAUAUUUAGGUAUUUUUAACAAAUUUAAUAGUUUUCUUAAAGUAAUUUACAAAUAUAUACGCAGUUAAUAUAAUUGGAAUUUAUUCAAAUUUAUAAUUGUUGACUAGAAGUAGAUUUUUAUUAAGAAAUGAUUACGAAAUGUAUAUUGGAUACUUAAAUAAUAAUUUAAAAAUAUAUAGAACAAUAAAUUCUAAAAUAGUAUCAUAUUAUAAACAUGAUGACAGUAUAUUAUUAGCACUUGAUAAUACACCAGGAUUAUCAGUAAAAGAGAACUGUGAACCUAUUAUUUUAUAUCCACCUCCUAAAUCUAUGGAGGUAAGAUAAAUAGUUACUGAUGGUUAUUUAUAUUUCAUGCUAUUAGAAACAGGAAUGUUAUUCAUAAAUUCUAAUUAAACAUAAAUUUAAUGUAUUUAAAGUGAAGAAAUAAUGGAUUUUGACAGUUAUCAUAUGGUUUAAGUAAUAGUUUCAGUAUAUCUUCCUUAAAAAAUUAAACUUCCAUGUUAUGAUGCUGAUUUUGGUUAAUCUAGAGAUUUGUAAUGUUAAGAAUAAUUAAUAUUUGGUAUGUCGAAAGGUUCAGUAAUAGCAGUAUAGAAGAAUAAUCCUAAAAAAAUAUUUGCUAGAAUGAGUUAUCAUAGAGAAAAGGUUAUUAACAUAGCUGAAAUAGAUAAUUAUUUAUUUACAUAUUGUUCUGAAGGAUUAUUAAAAUUAAUUUCUAUUACAGAAAAAUAAAUUAAAUGUAUAAGAUCUUUUAAUUCAAAUUAAUAAAUUGCAUAUUUUACUACAUUUCAUAAUAAGGCUUUAUUUUUUACUUAUAAAGGUCCUUUUCAAAUAUUUAAAUUCAAAAAUGAAUAAUUAUAUUUGCAUUGUGAUGAUAAAGGAAAUGAUCAUGAAUAAUAAGUUUUGUCUGUUGAUUAUUAAUAAAAAAAUAAAACAUAUUUGACAGCAGCUUCAGAUGGUAAGAUUAAAUUAUGGUCUUCUAGAAAAAUUCUAUUAAUUUAAUUGAUAAUGGAAGAUAAUUUAGAGGGAGCUUGGGUUUUAAAAUAAAAUCUAUUAAUUGCUCAUUGUGGAAAAGUAUUAUUGUUAUUAUAUUCUUAAGCUCUCUUUAAUAUCAUUAGAAGAUUGCAAAUUUAAUACUAUUAAUUAUAAUUAACCUAAAUAGAAAAAUGAAUAACAAAUAAAAUUUGAAGAUUAUUAUCAAUUAAUAAAGAUUUAAUAACAAUAAUAAAAAUAAUAGGCUGAUACAAAAAUUGUUUAAUAAUAAGAAGUAUUAAAUAAAUAAUAAUAUAAAUUAAAAAAUAAAGCAUCUGUAUCUUAUGUAGCUGGUAAAAUAUAUUAUGAAGAAAAUAAUAAACCUAUAAUUUUAUAUAAGGGAAAAGAUUCAGAUUUAGAUUCUUCAAAACAUUCUUCUUAAUCUAGCAUUUCAAUUUAAGAAUAAAUUAUUUCUUAAUAAUAAACUUAAUAAUAAAUGAUUAGACCAAAAAAAUAAAAAGAUUUACUACAUGAUUGGGAAGGUUUGUAAGAAUAUGAAGAAAAUAGAAUUAAUAGAUUUUAACCUGUUUAAGCUUUACCUAAAUUACUUUUAAAUUCUGUUGAUAGAAAACAACCCUCAAGAUAAAGAAUAAUAAGUCGUAGAGAUUUAACUCUUUAAAGAAUUAUAUUACAGAGUAUCAACUAAUGA
Molecule: messenger RNA, 2966 nt
Organism: Paramecium pentaurelia
Lineage: Eukaryota; Ciliophora; Oligohymenophorea; Peniculida; Parameciidae
Source: the annotation of a GenBank genome assembly